Microsporum canis CBS 113480 is the source of this 432-nucleotide messenger RNA. Its product is annotated as mitosis protein dim1. Lineage: Eukaryota; Fungi; Ascomycota; Eurotiomycetes; Onygenales; Arthrodermataceae. The record is from RefSeq and is a predicted model, not a curated record. Bases 1 to 432 code for a protein of 143 amino acids. Gene Ontology annotation, cellular component: U5 snRNP; U4/U6 x U5 tri-snRNP complex; spliceosomal complex. Gene Ontology annotation, biological process: mRNA splicing, via spliceosome. The transcript is spliced from 3 exons.
AUGGGUUCCGUCGUCCUUCCCCAUCUUACUACCGCCUGGCACGUCGACCAAGCUAUUCUUUCCGAGGAGGAGCGUUUGGUUGUCAUUAGAUUUGGCCGUGACUGGGAUAAGGAUUGUAUGAGACAGGAUGAAGUCCUCUACCGAAUAGCUGAUCGGGUCAAGAACUUCGCCGUGAUUUACCUUUGUGAUAUCGACCAGGUGCCAGAUUUCAUCCAGAUGUACGAACUCUACGACCCCAUGACGAUAAUGUUCUUUUUCCGUAAUAAACACAUGAUGUGUGAUUUUGGGACGGGAAACAACAACAAGCUCAACUGGGUGUUGGAGGAUAAGCAAGAGUUGAUCGAUAUCUUCGAGGCGAUUUAUCGAGGUGCGAAGAAAGGAAGAGGUUUGGUUGUCAGUCCUAAAGAUUACUCCACCCGAUACAGAUAUUAG